CGGAGGGCGGACAAGGGCCGAGCACGCCCGCUCCUGCGCUGCGGGGCGACCGCCGGGGGGAAGGAGCGCCGCCGCCGCCGCCGCCGCCGCCGCCGCCAGGGAUCCGGCCCAGCAUGGCGGAGCAGAAGCGCCUGGCCUUCGCCAUCAUCGAGUUCCUGCAGGAGCAGCUGCAGCACGGCAGGCUCUCCCCGGACGCGCAGGAGAGCCUGGAGGUGGCCAUCCAGUGCCUGGAGACGGCCUUCGGGGUGUCCGUGGAUGACAGGAGCCUGGCUAUCUCGCAGAAGCUCCCCGAGAUCUUUGAAGCUGCUGCGUCCCAGGAGCCGUUGCAGAGCUGCCCCGUUGCUGAGCCCGUCCCUCCAUCUGAAGAAGACAUGGCCGAAGCUGAAAGGCUAAAAGCUGAAGGAAAUGAGCAGAUGAAAGUGGAAAAUUUUAAAAGUGCUGUCUCCUACUAUGGAAAAGCCAUUGAGCUCAACCCGUCCAAUGCUGUGUAUUAUUGCAACCGAGCUGCCGCUUACAGCAAACUCGGAAACUACGCAGGAGCAGUGAGAGACUGCGAAAGAGCCAUCAGCAUCGACCCCAAAUACAGCAAGGCCUACGGCAGGAUGGGCCUGGCCCUGUCCAGCCUCAACAAGCUCUCGGAGGCGGUCUUCUACUACGGGAAGGCACUGGAGCUGGAUCCAGACAACGAAACCUACAAGUCAAACUUGAAAGUCACUGAACAGAAGAUGAAGGAGGCCCCAAGCCCAACAGGCAGUGCCGGAGGGUUCGACUUGGCCGGGCUGCUGAACAACCCCGGCUUCAUGAGCAUGGCCUCAAACCUGAUGAACAACCCACAAGUGCAGCAGCUGAUGUCGGGGAUGAUCUCAAGCAGCCAGAGCCCCAUGGCAACCCCGGGAGCCAGCACCGCCCCGCAUGACCUCGCCAGCCUCAUCCAAGCAGGCCAACAGUUUGCUCAGCAGAUGCAGCAGCAAAAUCCGGAGCUCAUAGAACAGCUGCGCAGCCAGAUCCGGAGCCGGACACCCAGUGCCAGCAACGAGGACCAGCAGGAGUGAGGCAGCUGGCCAGUGAGUCUUUCUCCCGCCCUGGCGUGCUCUGCUUUUCGUCCGGAAGGUGUCCUUUGCCCCAAGGAAGGAUGAGCGGAAGAGCCGAGCUGUGGCUGCCGUUCCUUGGUUGGAGAAGCCCACGAGGGACGGGGCAGGGUGGAAGUCAAGCCUGAUCUGACCUGCAUGUUAGAGACUGUUUCUCGUAGCCUCCCCUCCCUGCUUCCUCCCCACUUUGCUCCUGCGUGGACUUUGCCCGGAGGCUGGGGAGUUACUGACCGCAGACCAGCAUCUCCCCCCCCCGCACCGGACCCUCGAAGUCAAGCCUUGUAGGCUGUCGACUGCCACACCUUUUCCUGUUGUGCAGAGGAACAUUCCUCCAGAGCCUGCACCCCUCUCCAGCUGGGACAGGCCCCGUGGACCCUGGUUCAACUGGUGUUUCCAAGCCAGGAUUUCCUUCUCAUACCACUGCCGGCUCUUGGCGCACCGGAGCUGGAUUUCCUUCUCAUACCACUGCCGGCUCCUGGCGCACCGGAGCUAGCUUGCCCAUCUGUUCAGCUGCCACCGCCUCUGUGGAGAGGCCUCUCUCGGUGGGGGGCAGGAUCCAGCUGGCUGGCUGGGAGGGGCAGUUGGUGGGACUGGAAUCGGCUUGUGGGGAAUGCAGGAGGGUGUCCCUUGUUCUUUUCAGCAGGACUUUUAAGAAGGAUCAUGGCUAGCGUGGUGUGAAUUUUCUGCAGGUGGGUCGGGUGGAGCAGGGGCUUCUUUUGAAAAUACUUUCGGGCCUGAGGAAUUUUGCCUGGCUGGAUUGGCUGGCAAAGGGCGUUUCCGAGUUCCCAGCACAAAAGGCAGCAGUGGUACUCAGCCGCUGCCCAGGAAUGAGCCGAGCUGCCCCUCGGUUCCUGCGCAUCCCCAGCCUCUGGCGCUUGCCUCGUGGCCAGGGGCUCCUCCCCUUGUCUGGUGCCAAGAGGAGCGUGGCUCUUACCUAGCAGUUGCAGCCUGGAGGGAGCCCCUCGGCCUGGAACCACCUGUGUGUGUGUGUGGCUGCCCUGAUUCGAACCUGCUGAGUCUCCCAGCUCCUGGUCCAGCCAGCAGGCCAGGCCAAAUGGCAGCCCAAGGGCCUUGGGAGAGGGGUCACCAGCUCUUAUCCCCAUCUCCCAGAAAUCAUCCUGCCCAGUGUUGGCCGAGGUGCCCCUUUGCUGGCUGGCUGGCUGGCUGAAAGCAGCAGUGUCUGUGAUCCUGGGAGAGAACUGGCCUGGACGCUUUCUUGUGCCCACCUGCCCUCCUGGAUAGCCUGUGUGUGUCUGCCCCACAGUCUGCCAUGGGGUAGAACCUUGUCAUCUGCCUGUGUCAGAUUCCUCAGCGCCCCCUUGCUAGAGGCUACUGGGUGAAGGCUACAAAGCUGCUUCAGUCCUCCGAGUCUGGAAUGGUUAGGCACCAGGGGCCUAUGUGGAUUUCAGGGCCCCAGGAGGCAGCUAGUAGAAAAGGGGGUGGAGCGGAGUCCAGCUCUGACAUCUUCCAGCACUGGGCAACAAAGCCCAAGGCAUCAGCAGGACACCAGGUGGG
This is a messenger RNA of Candoia aspera, 2603 nucleotides long. It is a transcript of the gene SGTA, whose product is annotated as small glutamine rich tetratricopeptide repeat co-chaperone alpha. Gene Ontology annotation, cellular component: membrane; TRC complex. The record is from RefSeq and is a predicted model, not a curated record. Lineage: Eukaryota; Metazoa; Chordata; Lepidosauria; Squamata; Candoiidae. The coding region runs from base 114 to 1052 and encodes 312 amino acids. The transcript is spliced from 12 exons. Gene Ontology annotation, biological process: post-translational protein targeting to endoplasmic reticulum membrane. Gene Ontology annotation, molecular function: molecular adaptor activity; protein binding.